AUGUGUAAACAUGUCCUGUUAUUUUUAACUGAAGUUGAAAUGCAGUUGUCUGCUGCUACUACCGUUGCUGCUUCUGCAUAAGGUUCCUUCCACUUUAAUUAAAUUCAUUUGCAGUGCAAAUGACGUGCCAUGAGACAUUUCGGUCAAAGCACAUUGAAUAAAGGGAGAUAAUCCUGAUACGAUGCAUAUGUGUUUCAUGCAGUUUUACUAUAAAACUACUCUUCCUCUAUUUAUCCUGAUUUUCAUUCUACCUUAUUGGCUAGGGGCUUACAAUAUAACCGCUCUCUUUUUUUUCCUUUCUCUUUGUCCUUUCUCUUUUACUCUUGGCAGUUUUUUUUUAGAAAAGUAAUGGACACACAAAGACAAGCAACAUUAGAAACCUUUCCACCAAUUGAAAAUCGUAAACGAUCGAAAAAGGACAGGGCAUGCGAUCUUUGCAGACGAAAAAAGAUAAGGUGCGAUUACGAUAGCGCGUAUCCACAUAUUCCAUGCGCCUCUUGUAAGAGUUAUAAUAAAGAGUGUACGUUUAAAGAGGCGGCAAAGAAGCGAGGACCUCCCAAGGGAUAUGUGGAAGGGUUAGAAAGUAGAUUAAAACGCAUGGAGAAAUUAUUAAUGAAUAUCGCUUCCAACGGCAAUGUAGCACCGACAAUAGCGGCAGAUUCAGAUUCAGAGGCACACAACGAGGAAGAGGAAGAAGAGGAUACGGGUGUGGAGGAUGAUCAAGGUGCGGAGUAUCAGAGGAAUGGACCUUCAGCAGUGGAAGCACCCGAGAAUGAAAAAGAUGGCCCAUUUUCGUAUGUAGGUAGUUCAUCCGGUAUUUAUCUUUUGAGCCGUUUAUUUCCAAAAGACGGUAAUGGGUAUGAGGAAUCCGAUCCGAUUCCAAGACCUGUGGAUGGUCAUGAAGAAGACUUGAUGAUUGCCAAUUAUAACUCCCGUAGUAGUUGGAAUAAUCCGACCUUUAUGCAACAUGCAGCUCCCGAUUGGAAAUUACCACCAAAGGCAUUGACUGACUAUUUGACAGACAUGUACUUCAGGCGUAUAAAUAAUCUGUUACCGAUUCUUGACGAAGAACAGUUUUAUGAGAAUUACGAAAAAGGCGAUUAUAAUCCACGAUUUACAGCGAUUGUUAUGGCGGUAUGUCGUGCUACGUGUAGGCUUUUAAAAAAAGACGAUGAGAUAGUCAUGCAAUAUGGGAUAGACCGUGGUAGUUUUUUUCGUGACCUCACGAAUCAACUGGACGUGAAUUUCGACCUGGAUUUUCUGGAGCCCAAAAUGGAAACGAUUCAGGUCUUGUUAUUGAAUGCUUCAAAUCCUACGAAAUGGGGAUUGGAGAGCACGGAUUGGAUUAUCACGAGUAUUGCAGUCAAGAUGGCACAGGAUCUGGGUCUUCAUCGUGCAAAUACGCAACAUGAGCCUAAAAAGGUCACGGAGGCUAAAAAGAGAUUAUGGUGGUCUGCUUAUGUAAUCGAUCGUGUUGUUUGUGCGUCCUUGGGAAGACCGCUCACGAUCUCUGACGCCGAUUGUGAUGUAGAAUCGCCUGACGCGCAAGAUACCAAAUAUAGUCAAUUUACGCAUCUGGUGAAAUUAUCAUGUAUCCUGGGAGAUAUUUUACGUGCGUUGUGUUCACCCAGGGCCCGCAUGAUGUCUGAAAAAGGUCAUGGGUUAGAAAAUAUUUCACGUAGUUUAGAAAAAAUGUUGAUAGAGUGGAAGUCUUGUUUACCACCGCAACUAAGUUUAUCGGAUGCGGAAUUAGACAAAGUAAGCAGGAAGGAGAUUGAUCCUGUCUUGCAAGAGAAAUUAAAUGACGGAGCUGGUAAAUUACGAUUUAUUUACUGCGCUGUCUAUCUCUUGUCAAAACGACCCUUCAUUUCUAUGGGUUCCGGCUAUACCUCUAAUGUCAAAAUGCCAGUAAAAUGUCAAGAGACUUUACGUAUUGCUGUGGAUUUAUUUGAAACUAUGGAAAUCACUUCCUUGCUCUGUUCAUGGUCUUUAUCUAACACAAAUGCUUUUGUUUUUAAAUUAUCGGAAUAUGGAUCCUAAUCUCAAUGCAGAGUCAAAAAAUCUUUCACAACGUUUUCAAGAGAGGUAUAAAGCAUUGGAAGAUUACAUUACAGAGAAAUCACUGGUCCCAUUUCUCAGCUUGUUAUCUAAAGUGAUCAUUGGUGAUGAAGAAGACGACGGUAAUAAAAAGGACUUGAUUGUAAACCAACAAAGUUCUUUAUGGGGAGCAUCCAACGGUAUAGAAUGG
This is a messenger RNA of Mucor mucedo, 2248 nucleotides long. Its product is annotated as fungal-specific transcription factor domain-containing protein. The transcript is spliced from 8 exons. Lineage: Eukaryota; Fungi; Mucoromycota; Mucoromycetes; Mucorales; Mucoraceae. Gene Ontology annotation, biological process: DNA-templated transcription; regulation of DNA-templated transcription. Gene Ontology annotation, molecular function: DNA binding; DNA-binding transcription factor activity, RNA polymerase II-specific; zinc ion binding. Bases 349 to 2040 code for a protein of 563 amino acids. The record is from RefSeq and is a predicted model, not a curated record.